This is a messenger RNA of Ictalurus furcatus (blue catfish), 2649 nucleotides long. Its product is annotated as hormonally up-regulated neu tumor-associated kinase homolog A. NCBI's taxonomy places the organism in Eukaryota, Metazoa, Chordata, Actinopteri, Siluriformes, Ictaluridae. Gene Ontology annotation, cellular component: cytoplasm. The transcript is spliced from 10 exons. The record is from RefSeq and is a predicted model, not a curated record. Gene Ontology annotation, molecular function: ATP binding; protein serine/threonine kinase activity. The coding region runs from base 402 to 2612 and encodes 736 amino acids. Gene Ontology annotation, biological process: intracellular signal transduction; protein phosphorylation.
ACACACACACAUUAGGAGUGCAUGAAGCAACCAGACUGACAGAGGAACCUUCUCCUGGAGGGACACAAGUAAAGCGCUGUGAGACGAAGGACAGAGAGAGAGAGAGAGAGAGAGAGAGAGAGAGAUAAUGAGACCUGGAGCAAACCAGAAGUAGUGAUACUCAACAUUAAAGCGUACUGAGAAGACAGUGCUUCAUGCAGAAGACAUCACAUUAUCAUUUAUGAGUGAAUUCACAAAGGAAUGGAUAACUAACAUCAACAGAGGAAUGCAAGAACUCAGAGGAAGUCCAGAUCACGCCAGGUUUCUGCCCGUCCAUCACACAUGCCUGUUGUUCCUCUCCUCCUUUCUCCAACUCACUUCAUCAUCUCAGUAGCCGGGAACAGACAGGAGCAGGUGGCACCAUGCCCACUCCCGUCAAGUCAUCUCUAGACGGUGUGACAUGUGACUCUGGGGAGCUGGAGCAGGUGGAGCGGGCAGUCCCAGCGGGUUUGAGGAAAGUGCCCAGAGACUUGGUGAGAAACUUCCCACAUACUAAACGCGUGGGCAGCUACCUGGUGGGCAAAAUGAUCAACAAGGGCUCUUUUGCUAAGGUGAUGGAGGGAAUGCACAUCAGCACGGGAGAGAAGGUGGCCAUUAAAGUAAUCGAUAAGAAGAAGGCACGGCAGGACGCGUACGUGUUGAAAAAUAUGAAACGUGAGCCGAGGAUCCACCAGAUGAUCCGUCACCCCAACAUCGUUCUUCUGCUGGAGACCCUGGAGACUGAGAACUGCUACUACAUGGCCAUGGAGCUGUGCGCCGGAGGAGACCUGAUGGACAGAAUCUGUGAACGCAAACGCCUGGAGGAGAGGGAGGUCCGCCGGUACACACGGCAGAUCCUGUCCGCUGUUGAUCAUCUACAUAUGCACGGUAUAGUGCACAGGGAUCUGAAGAUUGAGAACUUUCUCCUGGAUGAACACAACAAUAUUAAGAUAGUUGACUUUGGUCUUAGUAACACUCUGAAGUUAGACUCUCUCUCCCCGGAGCUGCUGAACACUCAGUGUGGAAGUCCUGCAUACGCUGCCCCAGAGCUUCUUGCCCACAGGAAGUAUGGCCCUAAAGUGGACGUAUGGUCUGUGGGUGUGAGUAUGUUUGCCAUGAUGACCGGUACUCUUCCCUUCACCGUAGAGCCAUUCAACAUAAAGCAACUUCAUCAAAAAAUGAUUAAUGGAGAAAUCAACACAAUCCCAUCUGACAUUAGUAAAGGGGCGGUGCAGUUUGUUUUGUCUCUCCUGGAGCCAGACCCGGUGAAGAGGCCGAGUGUGAAAGCAGCACUUGAGGAGGGCUGGCUUAAUGAGGGCUACACCAAAAGACCCCUACACACUGUGGUCUAUAAGAACAGACUGCAUCCAGAAGAGCUCAACUCAGCUGUGUUAAACUACAUGACUGAAGCUCUUGGCUAUGGCCUCUCAGACAUCAUACACACAGUCAUCAACAACAAACCCUCCACCAUCUUAGCUACCUACCAACUCCUGCUAAAAAAACUGAGCAGGCACCAGAAAGAAUCCAAGAGCAUGAAGAAGUUGGAAUCCAGCGAGUGGAAUCUUCGGAAUAAGCCUGGGUGGAAUGAGAGGAGCAACACAUCAGAGAAGAGUCAGCAACAGAAGACUCAGAGUGAGACUAGCAAUGACAGGAGCCAGAGGCAGUCAAGUAAGACACAGAGGAUCCCAUCACAAGAUGGAGAGGAGGUGAUCAGACAGAAACAGUCAAGCUGCGACCAAAGAGUGUCUACCCCUACCAAUCAGCCUGCAGAUGUCUUUACCAACAAUGACACAGGAAUCAACAUGGAGACAAGAGAGAGCCUGUUUCCUGAAGUCCCAGGGCUCGGUGAGAGGGAACUGGUUCAUGCGUCGGCCCCCAAAUGCCCCUGCAGGGAAGAAAGCAGCUCAAAGCUUUGUAACUGUACUUCUUGUGAUGCUCCAGUCAUUUUGGAAAGUAAAAAAGACUCCAACAAAGUACCACACAAAGAUCAUGACCUGAGACCAACACACUCUGAGAACUAUUCAAGAGAAGAAAAUGCACACAGGCAUGACAACAAAUUGGAAAAGAUACAGAUGUUCUAUUCUGAAAAAGUGGUAUCACCCAUAAUGCAUCUAGACAGUAAAGCAGGCCAGCGUUUUAAAGACCUCCUACUGGCCAUUGAGGAAAAGACCCACACUGCCCGUCACCUGAGCACAAUGGAAUCUGCUUUGCAAACUGCCCCAUUACCACGGUUACGUCACAGAACUCUCAAAGACAUCUCACCGAGAAAAGCGGUGUGGGCGGGACUUAAACAUCACACUGGGCCAUCCACAGACUCCUCCCCUUUUCUGGUAAAUGGUUCAAAACCACCAGUGUUUUUGUCCCAGAGGCAGCAGGCUCUGGUUAUCAAGAGUCUGAGGCACGCAAAGGAAAAGAGGAACACCGGCCCAGGGGGAGGAAGGACGAUAGGCAUCCCAGAAAACACAGCAAAAACUCAGCAUUUUGUGCAGUUACGGACUCAGCGCAGAGACACAGAUCUAAGCCUACCCUUGCUCCCUUCUAACUUCCAGAGCAAGGAAAAGAAAACCGAAUUCCUCAGAUUGGAUUUUAGUUGAAAGGGUGUAGAGAGAGGGGUGAUGAAGACAAUGUAAC